CGAGAAAUGCGCCCGCGGUUAUCGAAUUGUUACGAGGGGAUCGUGCAUCGUUAGCCCACCUGUCUAGCCAAAUGCCGAUCCCGCCCUUGCAGCCGAUGUCCAGCUACUAGAUCUUCAGACAGCAGUAACUUCUGCGACGCCCACACGACAACGCCAUGUUUGAAGUGCCGGAUGCGAAGCGGGUUCGCCGCGCUGAGCUGGAGUCGCCCAUCUCAUCUAGACAAUCGUCGCCAGACCCCGAUCUCGAAGAACUGCUGCGAUCCAAGAUCAACACCGAAUUCACCUAUACCACGACCGAAGACGAUGUUCACGAUGUCGCGCACAGUGACGAAGACGAGACAGAGUUGCGGCUCUUCGCUACGCCCGCAAAUGCCGCUCCACAGUCACACAAGAUACGAAUUUCCUCACCAGGCGCCGAUAGCGGAGAGCCAGGACUGAUUUUGAAAAAACCACGGAGUUAUUAUUUCGCCGAUGAACCCACAAGCGAGGAGGAAGAUGCCUUCAGGGCGGCAGCUAUCGAGGGAAGGAGCGUCCUGGAGCUGUCGCGGCAGCCAUGGCCCGGCUGCGCCCUGCCAUGGAAGGUGCGCACGAUAUCGCCAGCCGGCAUGAGCAAGGAGGUCCUGGUCGGUCAUCCUCCUAUGCUAGUCACGGUCGAGGACAAGGCACACAAGCGCACAAGGAAGGGCAAGAAGUCACGCAUAGCUAUAAGGAAGAAGCUCCAAGAGGCGAAGGAGAAGCAGAGUGAGGCAGCACGUCUUGCACAGGAGAAGGAAGAGGCCAAGCGCGAGAAGAACACUCGGAGAAAUCGAGAGAAGAAGCUCAAGAAGAAGGCAAAGGAGCAAGCUAAGAAGGCAGCUGAUGGAGGUACUGACGGGGCGGCAGAGGCUAUGGAUGGUGUGGUGGAAGCCACUGUCACCGAGAGUCAAUAUGUUGCUGAUGAGGCGACAUGAGGCGCAUCGUGGCACCGUUGUUGUUUCCUCGACCUUCUGAACGGGACCAGCAUCAGACGCGAGAAUCCAGCGAUUGCAGGCGAUGCUUGCUUGGUAUACGCACCAUUCACCUGUGCCAUGAGGCUACCUUUACCUCUGUCGAUUCUACGCUAGCAAAUACCUCUAUUUGUCGACUAUAAUUGCUCUAUUUUGGUCUACCCGCUCCUACUAACUGACACUCCACGACCCACUCAACUACCAGCAUGGAUCCGAGCUACAAUCAAGAGCAUAUGAACUUCGACUUCGCUUCUGACGUCGGUCCAGCCUAUCCUUAUUUCCAGGAGAGGUUCGGCUCAUCCACUCCGCAACACGUAGACGAUACCUC
Alternaria rosae is the source of this 1314-nucleotide messenger RNA. RefSeq lists its product as uncharacterized. The coding region runs from base 156 to 950 and encodes 264 amino acids. Lineage: Eukaryota; Fungi; Ascomycota; Dothideomycetes; Pleosporales; Pleosporaceae. The record is from RefSeq and is a predicted model, not a curated record. The transcript has 2 exons.